This is a messenger RNA of Pteronotus mesoamericanus, 2237 nucleotides long. It is a transcript of the gene EHD3, whose product is annotated as EH domain containing 3. The record is from RefSeq and is a predicted model, not a curated record. Gene Ontology annotation, cellular component: plasma membrane; cytoplasm. Gene Ontology annotation, biological process: endosomal transport; endocytosis. The coding region runs from base 546 to 2153 and encodes 535 amino acids. The transcript is spliced from 6 exons. Lineage: Eukaryota; Metazoa; Chordata; Mammalia; Chiroptera; Mormoopidae. Gene Ontology annotation, molecular function: calcium ion binding; GTP binding; protein binding.
UGGCAUUUAAACCCAUGCCGGGGGCUGCGGGCUUCGGAUGCGGAUGCUGAGCUGUCCGCCGGCUGGGCAAGGCCGUGGCAUCUCCUGAGCCACCCGGCUGGGCUGGAGCCGAGCUGAAGCAUCCCCUAACUGUAGCUGGGUCAGAGCAGGGGUGUUCUGGGGAGCAGAUCGCAGACCCCAGCAUCUGGCAGUUUAAUUACAGGUUUGACUUUAAUUUCCAAGAUCGCAACCUUCCUGCCCAGCCCCGAUAUUUUUCCUCCCUCCGGCUGUGGUUACUGGAUGAGCAGGCGCUGGGCUUGGUCGCAGGAGCUUGAGAAGAGCUCAUUCUCCGCCCCACGACGUUGCUUCAGGGACCUCCGAGCCGCGAGCUCCAGUCAUGGUGCGGCUGAGCCCAGAGCGCCGGUGAGUGAGGCGGCAGCGCGGUUCUGAGUCCAGCGGGCACGCCCUGAGGGGCAUCUUUCCCGGGGAGCCAAGGGCGCCAGGGCACAGGGCUUCGCGCCCUCCUGCCGGGGCUGCGUGCGCGCUGGGGGUGAGCAGCAGCCGCGAUGUUCAGCUGGCUGGGUUCCGACGACCGCAGGAGGAAGGACCCUGAGGUCUUCCAGACUGUGAGCGAGGGGCUCAAAAAACUCUACAAGAGCAAGCUUCUACCUCUGGAAGAACAUUACCGUUUCCACGAGUUUCACUCGCCCGCCCUGGAAGAUGCCGAUUUCGACAACAAGCCUAUGGUCUUGCUGGUGGGCCAGUACUCCACUGGGAAGACCACUUUCAUCAGGUACCUGCUGGAGCAGGAUUUCCCUGGCAUGAGGAUUGGGCCCGAGCCGACCACCGACUCCUUCAUUGCGGUGAUGCAGGGCGAGGUGGAGGGGAUCAUCCCCGGGAACGCCCUGGUGGUGGAUCCAAAGAAACCCUUCCGGAAGCUCAACGCCUUUGGCAAUGCCUUCUUGAACAGGUUCGUGUGCGCCCAGCUGCCCAACCCCGUGCUGGAGAGCAUCAGCGUCAUCGACACGCCAGGGAUCCUCUCCGGGGAGAAGCAAAGGAUCAGCCGAGGAUAUGACUUUGCCGCUGUCCUUGAGUGGUUCGCUGAGCGGGUUGACCGCAUCAUCCUGCUUUUUGAUGCCCAUAAGCUGGACAUCUCUGAUGAGUUCUCAGAAGUCAUCAAGGCCCUCAAGAACCAUGAGGACAAGAUGCGGGUGGUGCUGAACAAGGCCGACCAGAUCGAGACCCAGCAGCUGAUGCGGGUGUAUGGGGCUCUCAUGUGGUCCCUGGGAAAGAUCGUGAACACCCCAGAAGUGAUCCGAGUCUACAUCGGCUCCUUCUGGUCCCACCCGCUUCUCAUCCCCGACAACCGGAAGCUCUUUGAGGCUGAGGAGCAGGACCUGUUCAAAGACAUCCAGAGUCUGCCCCGAAACGCUGCCCUACGUAAGCUCAAUGACCUCAUCAAGAGAGCCAGGCUGGCCAAGGUCCACGCCUACAUCAUCAGCUCUCUGAAGAAGGAGAUGCCCUCCGUGUUCGGGAAGGACAACAAGAAGAAGGAGCUGGUGAACAACCUGGCCGAGAUUUACAGCCGGAUCGAGCGGGAGCACCAGAUCUCACCUGGGGAUUUUCCCAACCUGAAGAGGAUGCAGGACCAGCUGCAGGCCCAGGACUUCAGCAAAUUCCAGCCCCUGAAAAGCAAGCUGCUGGAGGUGGUGGAUGACAUGCUGGCCCACGACAUCGCACAGCUCAUGGUGCUGGUGCGCCAGGAGGAGACGCAGCGGCCCGUCCAGAUGGUGAAGGGUGGAGCGUUCGAGGGCACCCUGCACGGCCCCUUUGGGCAUGGCUACGGGGAGGGGGCCGGGGAGGGCAUCGAUGACACCGAGUGGGUCGUGGCCAAGGACAAGCCCAUGUACGACGAGAUCUUCUAUACCUUGUCACCCGUGGAUGGCAAGAUCACGGGUGCCAAUGCCAAGAAGGAGAUGGUGCGCUCCAAGCUGCCCAACAGUGUGCUGGGCAAGAUCUGGAAGCUGGCUGACAUCGACAAGGACGGCAUGUUGGAUGACGAGGAGUUUGCACUGGCCAACCACCUCAUCAAGGUCAAGCUGGAGGGGCAUGAGCUGCCCAACGAGCUGCCCGCCCACCUCCUGCCCCCAUCCAAGAGGAAAGUCGCCGAGUGAUGGGAGCAGGGGGAGAUGCAGAGCGGGCAGGUGUUACAGGAAAUGGGAGAGGCAAUCACAGACACACACACACACACACACACA